Cladocopium goreaui is the source of this 1399-nucleotide messenger RNA. Lineage: Eukaryota; Dinophyceae; Suessiales; Symbiodiniaceae. The record is from the annotation of a GenBank genome assembly.
CCGCUUUUGCUACAGCCCGUGAAGAAGUCAUUUCAGACGAGAUCACAGGAUGGGAUCGGGAGGCUCCAAGAAAGCGGCAGAGAAGGCGGCCGAGAAGGCAGACAAACCAGCGGAGGCAGCUCCAGCAGCCGCAGCUCCAGCAGGCGCAGCUCCAGCAGAGGCUGCAGCUCCUGCAGAGGCUGCAGCUCCUGCAGAGGCUGCAGCUCCUGCAGCUCUAGAAGGUCCGAGGGAUGAUGCGGUGUACCGAGUUAUGGAUCCGCCGGAGGACUUUGUGGUGGAAGGUCUGAAGCUUGCAGGAGGUGCUGUGUCAGACCAUCCUGAUGUUCAAGAGGGCAAGGUCCUUCAGGUGGCGAAGCAUCCAGAGGAACAUUUCAUGCAGUACUGGCUCAAGGUCGAGUAUGGCUCGGGUCAGAUUGCUUUUGUUCACACUUUGAUGAGCUGUGGAUGGAACUCCGACAAUGUGAUUCGAGGUGUUGGCGAUGCUCAAUUCCCUCCAGAUCCAAAGAACCUUCCCGUGUCAGCAGAGGCUGCCCCGGCAGCAGCUCCCGCAGCGCCGGAGGAAGGUCCAAUGGAUGAUGCAGUGUAUAACAUUGUGGACCCGCCGGAGGACUUUGUGGUGCAAGGUUUGACGUCAUGUGGCGGAAUUGUUGCGGACAACCAAGAUGUGAAACAGGGCAAAGUCUUGCAAGUGGCCAAGCAUCCCCAGGAGCCCAGAAUGCACUACUGGCUGAAGGUGGAGUAUGGCUCAUCCCAAGUAGCUCUUGUUCACAUGUUGAUGAGCUGCGGAUGGACCUCGGACAAGCUCUUGUUGGACGUGGGUGAUGUUCAGUUUCCACCUGAUCCCAAGAAUCUCCCCACACCCAAGGAGGGACCUGCGCUUCCCGACCUGAAGCGAGCAGACUAUGAUCAAGAGUUUGUUGAUCCCAGCCACCUUGAUGCUAUUGCCACCAAUCCCUCUUUGAAGAGUGUUUUCCCAGAGGCAUCCAGUGGUCAGGUCAGGAGCAUUUGGCGUGGACCCACUGGUUUUUGGUUGGAAGUGACAGGAGAGCCUGAAGGCACUCGUUAUGGAGCACACUUUCUCGAGCCAGAAGGAGGUCAUCUUGAGGAAGGGCAGCAAUACGUUAUCAACUGCGCUGUGCAGCUUCCGGAGGAUGAGGAAUUCCCUCCUGAGCCCCGCACCACGAAGGGCAAAGCUGUGGCUUUUUAGAGAUCUAAUCAGUCACUACGAGCCACAUUCAGGUCACGCCUCUGCCUGUUUGCAGGCAACUUGUAUUUCACGCCCCGGCAAACGCUGGUGCACACACACAUAAUCCCUUCGCAUCGGCAGACGCCGAUUUGCAGACAAUCCUUCAGACAUCUUCAGACUCAAGUCGAACUGUGACACAGCUUGAAGAAAAAA